AUGAGUUCUGCUACAGCACGGGAGAGAUCCCUGAUCGUCAAAAGUCGAGAACCUAAACCUCGCUCUAAGACCAAGAGGAAGUUCAAGAUGCUGAAAUUUAUCAGCUCUGUCCUCUGGAAGCAGGCUUCAUUACAGAUAGCAAAUGCUCGCCAGCAUACAGUGUGGCUGUUUGAUAAUACAGCCUAUCAGCGUGUCACUCCCAAAGCCCUUGGGCAAGGGCGUCCGGCAUGGCGUGUUGAAGUUGUCGCCUGCGUGUUUGAAAAGGACAGCCGGAAAGAUAUCAGCAAGUUUGUCGCAACGAUAGCGGAUCUCAUUGGUCUCGACGGGGAGAUAGGCAGUGAUCGAGAGACCCGUCAUCAAAUAACCCGUCGACUGCGGCCAUUCUUGUACCACACAGCACCUGCACAUACAAUGGUCAUCGAGAUCCCGCUGUCAGACGACUCCAUACAGCUCCAUCAGAUUGGUCCCACGGACAGCAACGGUAUUUGCAGCCAGACCGUGAAUUUGGGUUCGCUCCAUCUUGCAGACGGCACCAGGACACGGUCGUACCUUCGGGGCUGGGAGGGCGAAGUGUCCAUGGACACGCUCUUCGCUGGUCCGGAAGGUUGGCUUCUGAUUUCCGACAUAGAUGACACUAUCAAAUAUACAAUGACUUCCGAACCCACUGGGAUCUUACGGACUACUUUUGUCGAGACAGCGCGUCCCAUCAGAGGAAUGCCUCAAUUCUACUUCCACACACAAAGACAACUAGUACCAACAUGGUUCUAUCUAUCAGCAUCACCAUACAAUCUAUAUCCUUUUCUCCGCGAGUUCAUCCACACCUGGUUCAAUCCAGGCACACUGAUGCUUCGGGAGUCUUCCUGGAUGGAUGUCGGCUCGUUGAUUCGAUCCUUUACUACAUACACCAUGGAGUAUAAAGUGAACAACAUGGAGAAGUUGUACCAAUCUUUUCCGAAGAGACAAGUACUCUGCAUUGGUGACUCUACGCAGACAGAUCCAGAGGCUUAUGCAGAAAUCUACAGACGGCACCCGACCUGGGUGAAGGCGAUUCUGAUCCGCAAGGUCACAGAUGUCCCACACUUGGAAGGGAAGAAUUCUCCAGAACGAUUCAGGACUGCUUUCAAAGGGGUUCCGGAAAGUGUAUGGACAGUAUUUGAAGAGCCCGAAGAAGUGUAUCAUGUUGUGGACCGACUUUCUCAGUCGAUCCUAUAG
This is a messenger RNA of Aspergillus viridinutans, 1212 nucleotides long. RefSeq names its product phosphatidate phosphatase App1 family protein. Gene Ontology annotation, molecular function: phosphatidate phosphatase activity. The record is from RefSeq and is a predicted model, not a curated record. Bases 1 to 1212 code for a protein of 403 amino acids. Gene Ontology annotation, cellular component: actin cortical patch. The transcript has a single exon. Lineage: Eukaryota; Fungi; Ascomycota; Eurotiomycetes; Eurotiales; Aspergillaceae.